Molecule: messenger RNA, 1165 nt
Organism: Eufriesea mexicana
Lineage: Eukaryota; Metazoa; Arthropoda; Insecta; Hymenoptera; Apidae
Gene: Rae1
Product: ribonucleic acid export 1
Exons: 6
Coding region: 1-1068 (355 amino acids)
Molecular function (GO): protein binding
Source: RefSeq, a predicted model, not a curated record
AUGUUCAAUCAAAGCGGAGGAUUACAAAGUGGUACGUCGUCUACGGCGAAUCCAAUGCAGGAUUUUGAGGUUGUCUCACCUCCUGAUGACUCUAUCUCCAGUCUUGCGUUUAGUCCUGCAUCUAUUCCACAAAAUUUUCUUGUUGCUGGUUCAUGGGAUUGCAAUGUUCGUUGCUGGGAAGUCGAACAAUCCGGUAAAACAGUACCUAAAUCGAUGCAAUCUAUGGCAGCUCCAGUUCUCGAUGUUUGUUGGAGCGAUGAUGGAACAAAAGUAUUUAUGGCAUCUUGCGAUAAAACCGCGAAAUGUUGGGAUUUAGCUUCAAAUCAAAGUAUUCAAGUUGCGGCACACGAUGCGCCUAUUAAAACUUGUCAUUGGAUUAAAGCAAGCACAUAUUCAUGUCUUAUGACUGGUUCUUGGGAUAAGACAUUAAGAUUUUGGGAUCUACGAAGUCCUAAGCCAGCAAUGACUAUCAACUUAAUUGAAAGAUGUUAUUGUGCAGAUGUUGACUAUCCAAUGGCAGUAGUAGGGACUGCAGCACGUGGACUGAUAGUUUAUCAAUUGGAAGGCAGUCCUAGAGAGUAUAAAACAGUUGAACUAAGCCUAAAAUACCAAUAUCGAUGUGUAGCAAUUUUUAGAGAUAAGAAAAAAGUUCCCACUGGUUUUGCAAUUGGCAGUACAGAAGGUCGUGUAGCAAUACAUCAUCUAAAUUUAAGUUCAAAAGAAAACUUUACUUUCAAAUGCCACAGAACAAAUGGAACUCCUAAUGGAUACCAAGAUAUUUAUGCAGUAAAUGACAUCGCAUUUCAUCCAGUUCAUGGUACUGUUGCAACUGUUGGAGGUGAUGGCACUUUUGGAUUUUGGGACAAGGAUGCAAGAACUAAAUUAAAAUCUUCAGAUGCUAUGGAACAACCAAUUAUACGCUGUUGCUUUAAUCACAAUGGACAAAUAUUUGCAUAUGCAGUAUCAUAUGAUUGGUCAAAAGGUCAUGAGUAUUAUAAUCCCGCUAAGAAGAAUUCCAUAUUUCUUAGACCAUGCUUUGAAGAACUAAAACCUAAAGCGUCGCCGUAAAACCAGAGGAACAUCAUAUAAUCAGACUAAAAAGUUUCUGAAUUCUGUGAUGUGUUUAUAGGUUUUAUAAUUACAGAAUAUACUGUUUACAUUAAUA